This is a messenger RNA of Rhinopithecus roxellana (golden snub-nosed monkey), 1124 nucleotides long. It is a transcript of the gene COQ7, whose product is annotated as coenzyme Q7, hydroxylase. Gene Ontology annotation, biological process: regulation of gene expression; ubiquinone biosynthetic process; regulation of reactive oxygen species metabolic process. Gene Ontology annotation, cellular component: nucleus; mitochondrial inner membrane. The transcript has 6 exons. The record is from RefSeq and is a predicted model, not a curated record. Bases 63 to 716 code for a protein of 217 amino acids. Gene Ontology annotation, molecular function: 3-demethoxyubiquinol 3-hydroxylase activity. Lineage: Eukaryota; Metazoa; Chordata; Mammalia; Primates; Cercopithecidae.
UCGAGCCAAGGGCAGUAUUGGCCCGCUCCGUUCAACGAAGUGGUUGCUUUUUUGUUCCGGCAAUGAGUUGCACCGGGGCGGCGGCGGCUCCUUGCCUGUGGCGGCUGCGCCAGGGCGCCCGGCGGUCGCUCUCAGCUUAUGGAAGAAGAAUCAUUGUCAGAUUUCGCAGUUCAGGAAUGACCUUAGACAAUAUCAAUCGGGGAGUUGUGGAUCGAAUAAUCCGGGUGGAUCAUGCAGGCGAAUAUGGAGCAAACCGCAUCUAUGCCGGGCAGAUGGCCGUCCUGGGUCGGACAAGCGUCGGGCCGGUCAUUCAGAAAAUGUGGGAUCAAGAAAAGGACCAUUUGAAAAAGUUCAGUGAGUUGAUGGUUACGUUCAGGGUCCGGCCGACAGUUCUGAUGCCCUUUUGGAACGUGCUGGGGUUUGCGCUGGGGGCAGGGACUGCCUUGCUCGGGAAGGAAGGUGCAAUGGCCUGCACCGUGGCAGUGGAAGAGAGCAUAGCACAUCACUACAACAACCAGAUCAGGAAGCUGAUGGAGGAGGACCCUGAAAAAUAUGAGGAACUUCUUCAGGUGAUAAAGAAAUUUCGGGAUGAAGAGCUUGAGCACCAUGACACAGGCCUUGAACAUGAUGCUGAAUUGGCUCCAGCCUAUGCCGUCCUGAAGAGCAUUAUCCAAGCUGGAUGCAAAGUGGCGAUAUAUUUAUCAGAAAGAUUGUAAAGUGCGUCCAGUUAUGCCUGUCUAUAAAAGAUGAUAGUAAUUUACCAAGUGACAUUUGCAGAGAAACAAGUGUACAGUUAUCAUUGUACUUUUGUACAAUGUGAAUUUUGUUAAUUAAAUUAUGAGGUUUCUUUUAAAAAAAAAAAAAACUACAGUGUUGAUUUUUCUCUGGGUUGUGUUUUCUGCCAUGAGACCGACAGGUCACCAGCCUUGUUCAAGUCACAGCAAACGAAGCUGAACCUUGUUUGGUCUCAUACUUAAUUUUCUUUUAUAUACAUGUUUUUCUUUUACAUAUGUGUGUGUGUGUGUAUAUAUGUAUAUACAUUUUUUUUUUUUUUUUUUUUUUGGAGACAGGGUCUCACUCUUUUGCCCAGGGUGGGUCACAGCUCACUGCAGCCUCGACCUCCC